Molecule: messenger RNA, 849 nt
Organism: Orbicella faveolata
Lineage: Eukaryota; Metazoa; Cnidaria; Anthozoa; Scleractinia; Merulinidae
Product: E3 ubiquitin-protein ligase TRIM45-like
Molecular function (GO): zinc ion binding; protein binding
Source: RefSeq, a predicted model, not a curated record
AUGUCGAUUGCAGUUGUAAAAGAACGUGAACUUGUGGUCGUUGGCGAGUUGGACUUAAAAUUCUUCCCAGCAGACGUGCCUCAAAGGUUGGAUGGACUCGCCGUUAACACAGAAGGCAAGAUAGUUGUGACAGAUGUCUGUGGCCACUGUGUUUAUGUAUUCGAUAGAUAUGGCAACUGUUUAAGGAAAAUUGGUAGCGAAGGAGAAAAUCCUGGACAAUUUAGCCACCCAGUGGGCGUUUCCUUUGUAAACAACAAUGAGAUUCUAAUUGCAGACCAAGAGAAUGAUAGGAUACAACAAGUAAAUAUCCAGACAGGAACUGUUGUGAAAAGCUUUGGAAAGCAUGGUGCAGGAAAAGGAGAGUUUGAGAAUCCACUUGAUGUUUGUUUAGAUGAUGAAGGACGCAUUGUUGUAACCGAGUGGGGCAAUCAUAGGAUACAAGUGUUGUCAAAGGAUGGAGAAACUAUUUCCAUGUUUGGAGACAGUGGCCCAGAGAAACUCAAUGAACCAUCAAGCUGCAUUCCUUACAAAAACCUGUUUGUCAUAGCUGAUGACGGCAAUGACUGCAUUAAGGUUUUCGAUCAGUCAGGAACUUUGCUGCGCAAGUUUGGAAAAGAAGGGAAUCAAGAUGGACAAUUUGACUCGCCGUUUGGUAUGCUUCUAGACAGCUCCGAUAAUCUUCUUGUAUGUGAUAACGGCAAUAGCCGAGUUCAGCAGUUUUCUUUAGACGGUCGCUUCACAGGCAAAACUAUCACUGAUUUACCAGGUCCCGCUGGAAUAGCAACAGCGUCAGAUGGACGUAUUCUCGUGACUAGCGCCACAGCUAACAAAGUAUACACAUUGAAAUAG